AUGGUUAAAGAAAAUGCUUUCCCAACUGUAAAUGCUGAUGUCUGUAUUAUUUCUAGUGGCUGUUCACCUGAAACUAAUAACAGUCAUGAAAACGUUAAUCAACCAACCGUGGACUCUGACCUUGACCCUCCAGUGUCCGAAAUGAAUAAUCACUCAAAGGAAUCCAUUGAAGCAGUACAGCUCUCAAUUUCUGUUACCAAGGAACGAGCAGCUACCCCAAUCACUCAAGCGACCAAUGAUAACAGCAAUAUAGAACCAAAUGUUGGAAAAUCUUUCGUCUUAGCAUGCACCUCCACAACGGAACAAUAUCGAAUGGUUAGGUCGCUUACCGUUGAUUGA
Paramuricea clavata is the source of this 339-nucleotide messenger RNA. The record is from the annotation of a GenBank genome assembly. Lineage: Eukaryota; Metazoa; Cnidaria; Anthozoa; Malacalcyonacea; Plexauridae.